This is a messenger RNA of Cylicocyclus nassatus, 2208 nucleotides long. Lineage: Eukaryota; Metazoa; Nematoda; Chromadorea; Rhabditida; Strongylidae. The record is from the annotation of a GenBank genome assembly.
UUUUCAGUUUGAACGGUUGAGAUGUCGACAUGUUAUCAGUCGACUGUGCCGGUGAAUCCGCCUCUCAGUUAUACAGGAGGCGAUCGGAAGAAGAGGCGACCCCCGAACGCUGGGUCGAAAUUAUUGGAGAGGCAAGAAAAUGAGAUGCUGUUCUCUAUAAUUGGACCCGACAAUAUCUCGCUGACAGCCGCAGUGGUCGAACUUCUUUUCGUUGAAAAUAGACAAUGGAAACUCAUGUUUCGAGGCGUUAUCUCAUUAGUGAAGGAUUAUCAAAAUCGAGCCUACUUCCUCCGAUUAUAUGAUAUUUUGAGUGGGCGGAAGCUGUGGGAUUUCAGAUUAUACCGAGGUUUCCAAGCGGUCAGUUACGGAAAUUGUCCCUUUUUGCUGACGUUUGAGGACGAGUCACGACGAAACGUUUAUGGCCUGAAUUUUUCCAGCGUAGAAGAAGCACGCGAUUUCAAGGGCCACUUGGAUAAACGCCACGAACAGGAAGGCAAAUCAUCAGCAGCGAAGAACCCACUUGCACAUUCUGCUAAUCCUCCAUACGCGUUAUCGUCCUCGAACAUCGGAAAUACGCUUCCGACGACUCAUGUGCCAGUCUCUGGUGGAGUUACACCAGUUGGAACAAUGGUGCACGCUGAGAAAUUCUCCACGACCACAACACCGACUAGUUUCUUCUCACGCAAAGAUAAGAAAAAGAAGGGCAAACGGCCUCGAAUCCGAAAAGAGGACAUCAGUAAUCCUACAAACUUUCAACACAAAGCACACGUUGGUUGGGACCAAGACAAUGGAUUUUCUAAUAAUAUGUGUGACUCGGAACCUAUGGACGAAAGCAUCAAGAACAUCAUCCGAGCAGCCGGUCAGGAUCCUACAAACAUGAACAAGAAAACUAUCAAAUUUGUAUAUGAUUUCAUAGAAAACUAUAAAGACGAGGAGCAAUCUACGCAGCCGUACAAGGCAGCUGCCCAUCUGACUCCUCAGUGGAGUAGUCCUGUGCCUCCUCCACCUCCGAAUCGUACUGCUUCUCAUCAAUCAAGUACCCCACCUGCUCGUCCGCCGCCACCUCCUCCGUCUGUUACUUCAUCACGACCAUUUGGCAGGCCGUUGCCUCAGGUGCCCAAUAAUGAUCUUGGUCGCCCAGCAGCUGUGCCUCCACCACCUCCACCACCAGCCUUCUCAAGUUCUGCACCACCACCGCCACCACCUCCUCCUCCAUCAUUGAACGCCAUAAGCUUGUCAUCUGGACCUGCUCCGCCACCACCACCACCCCCACCAGCGGCCACUCCAGACUCUGGAAGAGGCAAUCUCCUGGCGGAAAUCCAAGCUGGCAAACAGCUGCGCAGUGUAGGAUCUCAAAAUGCUGAAAAACCUAACAACAAAGCCGAUGCGAGAGACAAUGUUAUGGCGCAGAUCCGUCAAGGGGCGCAACUCAAACAUGUGGAUACAACAGCUGAGCAAGAAAAGAGGAGAUCAGAAUCUACAUUGCCGGAGAUAGGCGGUCUGGCUGGUGCUCUUGCCAGGGCACUUGAGGAGCGUCGAAUGAAUAUGGCUCUUGACGACUCAAGUGAAGAAGAAGAGUCCGAUGAGAAAAACGAUGAUUGGUCGGAUUGACCAUAGCUGCUGUAUACAUGAAGCGGCAAAACUUAUAAUGUUCUACAAAUGUAUAAUCAUAGAUACUUUCCUAUCCCCGACAAGCUGUCGCCGCUUCCUUCCUUCAAAGUCUUCCCGAGUGACUGGGGAAGAGAAGAUCCAUGUCUUUGUUGAUUUGCCUUAACCUUUGCCGUGCUUUGACAGCAUGUUAGAUGAUCGACUUUUAUAUCUGCUAAAGUGGUAUUGAUUCGAGAGCUUUUGUGGACAUUCGGUGAAUAUAUAGAUUGUAUACGACGUGCAUACACAAUUUUGUUGUUGUACAUUCACUUCUGUGAUACAUUUUGUUCUCUUCCUGGUUUAUCGUUUAGUUUGUUUCUGCUUUUAUUUGGUCGUCAUACUGUUUACCAGUUGCUGUGUUCUGUAACGUUUCUUCUGUUUCACAGAACUACAUUGUCUUGCUCAACUGAUGCAGUGUUACUUGCUCUACUCCGUACCAUGGUCACUUGAGUUCGCAACAAGCUUUAGGAAAACCCUCGAUUUGUUAAAAUUUGAAUGCGAUUAAAGCAUUUCCCUUCGUGUAAAUGAAAAUACAUAAUUAGUCAACAGUUCCACCCUGCA